CGAGGCCCAGGUCGCCGUCCACAAGCUUGAGCAAAUUGCUCUCGUCUGCCUGGGAGAGCUGCGCGCCAAGAGCCGCCAUGGCCGGGGCAACUGCUUUGGCCGUGAUCCUGCCGUCUUUGUCUGCAUACUCCUCAAAGACGGCGACGAUGGCUUCUCUGUUUGCAUCGGAGACUGCUGCCUUCUUCUUGGCACGCGACAUCUGCUGCCAGCACUAGCACACACUUCCCAGCCAAGCUCUAGCCAAGCUCCAGUCAGCUGCAGGCCUGCUCACUGCUCAGCGCUGCUCCUCGUCGCGCGACAUUUUCAACAAUUUUCCUCUGACCAACUUGACCUUCAACAUUCGCACUCAUCAGGAACGGCGCGGAUGGUCGAGAUUGUCCGUUUCGAAGGGCAUGCGCAUCUCAGACAGCGGCUUGUUCUAGCAACACUGGCGGGCCGCACCUUGCGCUUCGACAAGAUCCGCACACAGGCGGAAAACCCAGGUCUGCUCGACUGCGAAAUCUCCUUCUUGCGCCUGCUCGAGCGCUUCACCAAUAACAGUGUCAUUGAGAUCUCCUAUACCGGUACCGCACUGCUCUAUCGGCCGGGGCAAAUCACAGGCGGUGCGGUGGAGCAUGCCUGCACAGGUGGGCGAGCUGUGGGCUACUUUCUGGAGCCUCUCUUGCAGCUAGCUCCUUUCGCAAAGCAGCCGUGUAGCUUAACACUGACGGGCAUCACAACAGACAAUCUCGAUGCAGGUGUGGAUCUCAUUCGAACAUGCAUGCUACCUGUGCUCAAGCGAUUUGUCGGGGACGACUUGGAGCUUCGCAUCCUCAAGCGUGGUGCUGCACCAGAUGGCGGCGGCCAGGUUCAGUUUCUGUGUCCACAAGUCAAGUCAUUUCCUACACUACAUCUACUACAAGUCGGGAAAGUACAACGAGUGCGUGGUAUUGCCAGCUCGACGCGCGUAUCGCCUGCUAACGUGAAUCGGCUGGUGGCGGCUGCGCGAGGAGUCCUCAAUCCGCUUGUGAGCGAUGUACAUCUCUACACAGACGCCCGUCGUGGCGAUGAGUGUGGCCUGUCGCCUGGAUUUGCACUGUCCCUUGUUGCAGAAACAGCGCAAGGUGUCCUCUACGGCGCCGAACAAGCGGCAGGACCAGGCGAAACACCUGAGGAUGUGGGUGAUGCCUGUGCCAAAAGCUUGCUUGAGCAAAUAGCUCUAGGCGGUUGCGUGGAUCGCUUCAGCGCGCCCAUGGUCAUCAUCGGCAUGCUUCUUGGCUCCGAGGAUGUUGGUCGGUGUCGUUUUGGCAAGGGUAUUGUGGAUGCGACGAUUGUCACGCUUCUCAGGGAUAUUCAGCAACUGUUUGGCAAGCAAGUAAGCAUCACAGAGGGCGAGGAGGAUCUUGUCAUUAGCUGCGUUGGUACAGGCUACAUCAAUGCGAAUCGUGCCGUUGCCUAAAAGACAAUCUUGGUUGGCUUGACCUCUUGCUGCAGUUGCUUCUGCAGCUGUUUCUGCCUUUUGGCUGCUUGCCACGAGUCGUGUAUUGGCCGCAACUGUCGCUCACGUCGCUCAGCACGAUUCUUGGCUGCCUCCUCAUACUGUAUUGUGUUGGCACCCGUCCGCUCAGCACGACGCUGUUGUCGCUCUUCGUACGCUGCUUGUUCCUGCGCACGUUCUUGGAGCAAAUGAUUGGCAUUCUUGCCGUGCUUCUGCUCAAGAAUCUUGCGUCGUGCUCUCUGUCCUCGUCUAUUCUUGCGUGGCUUGGGCUGUGCAGGUCCCUUGACUGCUGCAAGCUCGCCU
Molecule: messenger RNA, 1780 nt
Organism: Protomyces lactucae-debilis
Lineage: Eukaryota; Fungi; Ascomycota; Taphrinomycetes; Taphrinales; Protomycetaceae
Product: RNA 3'-terminal phosphate cyclase
Exons: 1
Coding region: 365-1438 (357 amino acids)
Biological process (GO): endonucleolytic cleavage of tricistronic rRNA transcript (SSU-rRNA, 5.8S rRNA, LSU-rRNA); ribosome biogenesis
Cellular component (GO): nucleolus
Molecular function (GO): RNA endonuclease activity
Source: RefSeq, a predicted model, not a curated record